Rhipicephalus sanguineus (brown dog tick) is the source of this 1771-nucleotide messenger RNA. RefSeq lists its product as uncharacterized. Lineage: Eukaryota; Metazoa; Arthropoda; Arachnida; Ixodida; Ixodidae. The transcript has 5 exons. Bases 187 to 1104 code for a protein of 305 amino acids. The record is from RefSeq and is a predicted model, not a curated record.
GCAGGGUUAUCACCAUGCAGGAGGCGCUCCGGCCGAAGGCAAAAAGAUCGGCGAUUUCCGCUGUCGGCAGAACGCGAUAAACGGUGUCAACUCGCAGCGGCCACUGGUAAUCAGCGUUGUGAUCUUCUGGAGUAGCCGAGAGGCUUUGUAUUACGCUGCAAAUAGACGGUGCGCACGCUUAGAAACAUGAACUCCCCACCAAGCUCUCACGAAGCGAUGCAAGGAACAGUUCGAGCCCUAUCAUGUUCACUUUCCUACAAGGACAGUGAAAUUCAAGAUGAAACGCCAAUCGAUGCAGCCUCCGGGAACCUGUCUAUCGAUCCACAGAUUUCCGACUUCUGGACUAGGCUGGUUCACGACAUCACCGAAAGACAGGCAUGGAGGGUGAAGGCGUUCGACGAAAUCGGCGAACGCCUGCUGGAUGCGUACUCCGAGGACGUGCGCCACUACCCGCUUCCAGAGGAAAGAAUCCGCAUGAAGCAUCGUAGGCACGCAGCCCUGAAGUUCAGAGCCGAUCCGGAGCGCUGGUCCCGACUCGUCUUGGCUGGGCUGGGAGAAGCGGCCGCAGGCACAUCGGCGGGCCCGGCCACUGCAGCGUUAGGCCACUCUGGAUUGCUGCACGCCUUCCGAGACUUUGCGACGCAUAUUCACUACUUCCAGAUCACUCGGGGCCUCAUGGAAGCGGCAGGCGUGGCCGUGCCAUUGACAGCCAAUGCGUCUUCGUCCGUACACGACGUAGACAAGCUGGACCCCGUGAUGCUGGCCGGAUACUGCGAGCGCUGGGAAGACCUCCGAGACACUGCUCUGUGGCACGACUGCCUCGAGUACCACUAUGCCAUCAACACGCACCACCAGCAGAACGAACUGUGGCACACGGAGGAAGGCGAGACUAAGGAGGAACAAUGCUGCCGAGCUCUGCCGGAGUUGCUGUGUGACAAGGCGUCGCGAAAGUUGCAGAAGGAGCUCAACGGCGGGGUUUCUUCGACUAUGUGGUCCGUGGAGGUGCAGUUCUACCUGGGAAUGCCCGAGAAGUGGCUCGACCGCGCGUUUAAGAUGGCCGCCUCGUUAGCUUCGUGUCAAAAGAUACACGACACCAUCACUUGACAACAGUUCUUAGCUGGGCUAGUUGGUUUUCGUACAUUCUCGUGAAACAGCGCCAACGACGGGACAACGGAAGACACAAAGCGCCUUGUCAUGCGUCUUCUUCUGUUGUCCCGUCGUUGGUGCUGUUUCACCAGAAUGUACAGCCAGCGGCCAAUGUCUCUGGACAACGAGACACAAGGAAAAGCUGAAUCGGCAGGCAGUCCUGAAUUCAGAUUUCCGGCCUGUUCUAAAACGCGCUAACGUGCACUGUACAGUUCGACCGAAUACAGUGACAAAUUGCUGGGGAUUUCAAAGGUUUUCGCAGACCUAGUGGUCUCUAAACAUUUGACGCCGACUUUACAUCCCUUAACGCUCGCUUUAAGCUCAUCACCUAGGAUGAUCGACGCGUAUGCUCAUUCUGCUGGUUUCAUUUGUCUCAACAGCUACAUAUACGGGCUAGCACGCACUGGCAAACUAUACACUGGUAUCCUCGUUUUGUUUUGCACAUAAAGAGCUAUCUUAUUUAAAUUGAUACUGAUGGGACACAACGCAUCGAUUCGUCUAUUGUGCCUGACAGAGUGGUGUUUCGUCGUGAGUGCAGCUCUACUGACAAAUAAAAUGCAUUCAUAAUGACACUGGCGGCAAGCGUUGUUAAUGUACUUUGUUUUCUUGAAGUACUGUUUACAGA